AUGUCGAAUCUUUUAGUUAUUUAUUUUAUUAAUAAUGAAUCAAAGUAUUCAUUAAAAAUUAUUCAAACACUUGAAACAUCUCAUUUACUUGAUUAUUGUAGCAAACAAAAUGAUAUUGAAACGCAAUACUAUGUAUUGGCUUUAAUUAAUAUCAUUAUGAUAAUGGCUAUGUCAAAUACAAUUGUGUCAAUACGUCUUCGUGAACUUGUACAAUCGAUUGUUACUAGUCAUCUAACUCGUUCUUCACUUGUCCAACAAUUGUGUCUUUUACAAAGAUUUUAUUUGAAUGAAUUAUAUACAGAUUCAAUGAAUACAUCACCAGAUCAAUCUCAUAUAAAAUAUCGUGAUAUGAUUUCGAAACUACGACGAAAUGCAUUUGAUACAGAUUUAUUAUUAUCUGAUCAAAGUUGUCAAGAUUUAAGUUUUCGAGUAUCAUCAGUAAAUACAAAUGAAAUUAUUCCAAUAUCAAUAAUAAAUCCUCGUCGAGUUGAAGAGAUUACAACUUUCAGUUUACAGUUUGCUCUUGAAAAUUCAUGUAAAACACUUCAACAACAAUGUCCAUUACUUAAAUCAUCUAUUGAAGUAACACGAAUACUUUGUAUACUAUUUCAUAUUGGUGUUGAAGCAAAUAGAUAUAAAAUACAUAAAGAUUAUUUUCUACUUUUCUAUACAAGUUCAUCAUUUUUUGAAAGAGCAUUUGUUCGUUGUAUACUUUUAUUUAAUAAAACAUGGAAAGAAAUGCGUACUUAUGAUGUCCAUUUUCCAGUUAGUUCAGUUGUACAUCAACAAAUUUGUCAAUCACUUGAUGAUAUUUGUUUAAUAAAUAAAACGAUUUCAUCUUCAUUGAAUCAAUUAUCAUUGUUACUAAUAACUAAAUCUCUAAUGAAUACAUCAUUAGCACCAAUUAUUUUAAAACGAUUUACAUUUGAUUAUUUUUCUGAAAGAUUAAAUACAAAUAAUUAUAAAGAUAUAUGUUGA
Messenger RNA from Rotaria sp. Silwood1, 978 nucleotides. Lineage: Eukaryota; Metazoa; Rotifera; Eurotatoria; Philodinida; Philodinidae. The record is from the annotation of a GenBank genome assembly.